AUGCCGCCGCCCGCCAUGGCGAUGCCGCAGGCACCCUCCGUAGGGGAUCCGCUCUACGACGAGCUCUGGCACGCCUGCGCCGGCCCGCUCAUCACCGCCCCGCGCGUCGGGGACCUCGUCUUCUACUUCCCGCAGGGGCACAUCAAGCAGGUGGAGGCCUCCAUGAACCAGGUCGCCGGCAACCAGAUGCGCCUCUACGAUCUGCUGCCCAAGGUGCUCUGCCGGGUCAUCAACAUCGAGCUCAAGGCGGAGGCGGACAUCGACAAGGUAUACGCGCAGGUCAUACUCAUGCUGGAGCUGGAGGUAAGCUCUAGCGUGAAUUUCACCGGGUUCAUUGAUGUGUUUCUCGAAUGUUUUUAUGCAGAUUUAAAUAUUCAGUCGCCCCCAUCCAUUUAUCCACCAAAGAGAUACUGUGACGUUACAGGUUUUGAGGGGCUUGGGCCAUGCUCCACGAGCAUCAAGACGGCCGAGAAGGAGAUCAAGGAGUUGGCCAAGAGGAUCAAUGACCUUUGUGCUAGAUGGUCAUUAAGUUGGUACAAAGAAAUCUUCAAGUCUUGAGGCAAAUCAUGCAAGGGUCAAUAUCCUUUGAUCCAUCUCAAAUGGGGAAGUUCAAAAGGACCGCGCGCUGGAGCUCCUAAACGUGCGCCCCUUCUACUUCGUUUACUUAUGUGGCGUGAAGACAUAAAGCAAACCUUUGGAGCCAUAGUUGUCUUUUUUGUCAUCUAAAAUAAUAAUGGUAACAUAUUAAUACAAACAAAAUAAUAUUCUAGCUCAAAAAAUUGUAUGUGAAUAAUGAAUGGAUGCUAUGGAACUAUAUUUGUUAUGGAGCUAUGUAUGUAUGGAUGCUAUGGAACUAUAUGUAUA
Hordeum vulgare subsp. vulgare (domesticated barley) is the source of this 864-nucleotide messenger RNA. RefSeq names its product auxin response factor 4-like. The coding region runs from base 1 to 558 and encodes 185 amino acids. Gene Ontology annotation, biological process: response to hormone; regulation of DNA-templated transcription. The transcript has 8 exons. Lineage: Eukaryota; Viridiplantae; Streptophyta; Magnoliopsida; Poales; Poaceae. Gene Ontology annotation, molecular function: DNA binding. The record is from RefSeq and is a predicted model, not a curated record.